Pararge aegeria (speckled wood butterfly) is the source of this 929-nucleotide messenger RNA. Its product is annotated as mitochondrial fission process protein 1. The coding region runs from base 324 to 779 and encodes 151 amino acids. The record is from RefSeq and is a predicted model, not a curated record. Gene Ontology annotation, cellular component: mitochondrion. The transcript is spliced from 4 exons. Gene Ontology annotation, biological process: mitochondrial fission. NCBI's taxonomy places the organism in Eukaryota, Metazoa, Arthropoda, Insecta, Lepidoptera, Nymphalidae.
UCAAAAUGUUAACUUACCUAUUUUUAAAAUUGCUUGCAACUCGAUUUGAGAGAAAAGCUCCAUAAGUACACCUGCCUCCAGUGCCUUUUAUUUUGUUAAAAAGCCAACACAGUUCUCUAUAGUGUUGUGUCUAUUAUAGCAAUAUAGGCUUAAGCGAAGUAUACUUCGGAUAACUGUUACCUAACAAUUCGUAUCUUAGGAAUUGGGAUGUUGUUGAUCUAGUGCUUAUGUAGGUUAAUUGUGUGUACGGAAGCUGUGUUAUCUAUAAUGAGAUAAAAAGUCAUCAGUCUACCAAUUUUAUCUCAGUUGCUAACUUCAACGCAAUGGUUGAUAGUGAAAAGGAUUUGUUUCGCGACACUUGGGUGCGGUUUAUUGGCUACUCCAAUGAGGUAGGGGAGUCUUUCCGACCAGUGGUUCCAGUCAAAGUGGUAAGGGCCACCUACGGUGUGGCCUUCGCAUAUGUGCUGGCUGAUACUGUGGACAAGAGUUGGAAGAUGUUUAGUAAAGGAGGGGGGCCAAAGAAAGUUUUUGUUGAGACAGGUGAUGCAUUAGUGUGGCAGACGUUGGCAUCUGUAGCUAUACCCGGUCUUGUUAUAAACAGGAUAUGCCAUUAUACACAGAAGUAUCUAGCGAAGAAAGUGCCAAAAAUUGCGCCUGCACCGAGAAAAAUAGCGGCAGUUGCGGUCGGACUAGCUUCCAUACCGCUCAUAGUGUAUCCCAUAGACAAGGGGGUCACACUCCUGAUGAACGCAACUUAUAGAAAAUGGUUCCAUACGUAACGAUGGCUUUUCCACCCCGGCUUCACUUAAGUGGCCUUAAGUUACUAUUUACAAGUAUAUACAACGUCUAAAAGAAUAAUGAAAUAAUAUUGAAGGGUGUAUGAGUAUAUUUCAUAAGGAAUCACCCUGUAAAAAUAUUAAAUUCAAAAA